Pectinophora gossypiella (pink bollworm) is the source of this 1945-nucleotide messenger RNA. It is a transcript of the gene eIF3j, whose product is annotated as eukaryotic translation initiation factor 3 subunit J. Gene Ontology annotation, molecular function: translation initiation factor activity. Bases 319 to 1038 code for a protein of 239 amino acids. NCBI's taxonomy places the organism in Eukaryota, Metazoa, Arthropoda, Insecta, Lepidoptera, Gelechiidae. Gene Ontology annotation, cellular component: cytoplasm; eukaryotic translation initiation factor 3 complex. The transcript has 7 exons. The record is from RefSeq and is a predicted model, not a curated record.
UAGUGAUUUCGGAAAUUAUCGUCGGCAAUGGAGUCAUAUUUUUGCUUAUCAAAUUUUGAUUAUAUUUUUGUUGGAAAUUCGCCAAAAUUAUGUCGUUUGUUUAUCGUUUCUCAUUCUGGUCGCAGUCAUUGCAGAAAAGCCUCGGUCGUUUGACAAAAUUCGCCUGAGAAUAUUAUUGUUUGCAAAUUCUUUGUCGCCGACCCUGGAGACAUCUUGUGAUAAAAAGGCAUCAUUGCAGCAAGACUCGCUGUCCGAUUUUGUCUUCACGUGAAACGUUAGGAGAAAUAAAUUGCUGGUGCUACGUAACGGUCCGCAAUCAUGGAUGUGUCGUGGGACGCAGAUAAUUUUGAGCCUAAACUUCCGACCACGUUGACUUCGUCGAACAAAUGGGAGGGCGAAGACGAGGAAGAGAUCGUCAAGGAAAGCUGGGAAGAUGAAGAGGAAGAAAAGAAAGAUGAGGAGAAAAAAGAACUCCCUGCUCCCCCUACAAAGCCUAAAAAGAAAAUAGCUGAAAAAAUAGCAGAGAAAGAGCGUCUAGAGCGUGAGAAGGCAGAACGCUUGGCAUCAGAGAAGGCCGAGGCUGAGAUGACACCAGAGCAGAGGGCAGCUGAGAAACUCCGUCAGCAAAAACUUCAGGAGGAAUCUGAUCUCCGACUGGCCCUGGAAACAUUUGGUAUCACGGACGGUGCAGUUGGAAAAAUAGAUACAUUUGUACCGACAACAAAAGCAGAGUUCACCGAGUUUGCGGACAUGCUCAGCAAAAAGAUCUGCAUGUUCAAAGCAAGGGAGGAGUUUCCCGGCUUUGUAGAAGACCUCUUUAGGAAUAUUGUUGCUCAUAUGCAAUCGGCCGACAUAAAGAGGAUAAAGCUGUCAGUAGACAAUUUGUACAUCGAGAAACAAAAAGCAGAGAAGAAUGACAAAGCGAAGAAGCCUACGAAGGGCAAAGGGAAGGCCAAGUUAAAACUCGACAGCGACAACGCUCAUCUGAAUCCCGAAGUAUACGGCAACUUCGAUGACGACUACGACGAUUUCAUGUAAAAAUCACGCGUUUACUCUACCACUCUCGAACUGUCUUCACUCGCUUAUGACACCUUUAUAACACUUGUAACGUUAUAAGAGACAAUUUGUACUGUUCUUUAGACAUUUUCUGUGUAUAAUAUACCCAGAGAUAACAGAGUUAUAGGAACAGAAUCUUAUUGCAAUUUCGAAAUGUAAUUAUAAGCGCGAAAUAUCCAUUCUAAGUCGUGUUAUCUGUAAUAUUCAGUAAGAACAGUGAUAAGGUUAAAGAGUUGUAGAGUAACCCGGUACUUGGUUUCCGAACGAAAUUUCUUAAAAGGCCUUUUUAUUUGAGCAAUAUGUUUAUUUAAGUCUUAAAUUUUAUACUUAAUGACCACAUAUUUUAAAUUUAUGCUCACCCCUAAUCGUAUAUGCUUCCUUAUUGACUAAACUAUUUAUUGCUCCUAAUAAAAAGGCUCGUAUGUUUAAAUUAUUUGUGUAUUUUUUUAAUUUGUGCAGUCUAAUGUUUUGUAUAUCGCGCGAGAUAUCAUUUUUUUUUGUACUAACUAGGUCUUUGCGUCUUACUAGGGAUCCCAUUUAUUGUCAUGAGUGAGUGAAUGAGUUAAAUCGUUUGUAAUUCGUAUACUAAUUAUUCGCCUUUUAUCUAAAUGUGAUGAAUGAAAAGUGAGUACUAAAUCCAAAUGAUUGUACGCCUCUGUCUAAUGCGUCGCUUUUUCUCAUUCGUUCAUGAGUGAAUGGUAAUGAAUGAAGAUUUUGGAAAAUCACAAUGGCCGAGUACUAGUGUAUGUUCGGAAACCAUUUACCUCCCUGCCAUGUAAAGUAUAAUAUAUACAUACUUAUUAUGCAACAAUGUAAUAUAAAGUCGUUUCAUUCUACGGUUACGGUCCGAUGUUAUGUUAUAUAGAAUAAUAAAUUUUUUAUUGUGAUA